This is a messenger RNA of Cuscuta epithymum, 1156 nucleotides long. The record is from the annotation of a GenBank genome assembly. Lineage: Eukaryota; Viridiplantae; Streptophyta; Magnoliopsida; Solanales; Convolvulaceae.
AGUCUAGAUGCCGUUAAAAGUAUAAGAAAUUGGCUUUGUUGAGUUUGUUCUGGUCUCUGGGUGUAGUUGGAAGGUAUAUUAGCAAACUAAUCCAAAGAGAGUAGGUCAAGAGCAGAAGGUAGCGUAACCGAAAAGGCCAGGCCAUAUUAGAGAGAGAUCAGAUAACCGUCUCUUUCAAUUUUGAUCGCACCUUAAUUUCUACCUCCUGAUCGAAGUCAUUUCCCAACGAAACUCUUCUUAACAGCAGCAAAGUAUAUGUACUGGGCAGCCAUGGAAACAGGAAAAUCUUAUCUGAAUCCACACGCUGAAGUUUACGUGCCACUCUUCCAAAGAGAGGGUGGAAAUAAGGAUGGCUUGCUGCCAAGCAUAGUUAAACCAGCAGAAUUUCCUCAGCAGUUUCCCCAGAGUUCUGAGCCUCAUAGCAUUCAGCCUUCUCCUAGUGACAACUUAUACGCUUCAUCCUCUCAAGGUCAAUCUGAUGAUUCUGAGCCCACAGAUACACAGCUUAUGGAUAUGCAAUAUAACUUCGACAUGAAUUGUCUGCGGACUAACUUUCAUGACAUAUCAGAGGAGUCACUCUCCCACGUUUAUAUAUUAAAAGAGUGUGAUCUGAACGAGACGAUCGACAUGUUAAAUCAACUCGAGCUUCCUGAUUGUCUGUACAUUGGGGAUGAGUCGGAACCUGGCCCUUCCAGCAAAGCUGCUAAUCAGAAACUAAAAAAGUCGGUGACUGGUGAAGCAUGCUCAAUUCCUGCCUCAUCAGGUUCGUCAUGCUCCAAACCUGUUAAUUAGCAGGAUCAUGGAUGGAUUUUUACAGGCCAUUUUGCAAGGUCGUGUGGAGGUAGAUUGUGAACUCCGUAAAAAAAAAAAGAUUUUAGUCUGUUGCUGUUAAAUGUGUGGACAGCUUUCCCCCAUUGUUGUAUAGCAUCUUAGUUCUACCUCAGAGUCAUUAGUUGAUAUAGAUUAAUGGCUUGAUUGAUGUUAAAAUGCACAUUGAUUUGUUAAUUCUUUUGCGUCUUAUAUGCCCCUAAGGGUGAUGUCAAUAUAACCUGCAUACAACAUGACACAACGUUUCAAGUUCCAAUGGAUAUCUCAAUCCCCCAUGUAUGACUUUGUUUUUCAUGUUUAAUUAAGAGAUGCUAUUUUUAUUCUUUAA